This is a messenger RNA of Drosophila grimshawi, 1406 nucleotides long. RefSeq names its product peptidylglycine alpha-hydroxylating monooxygenase (gene Phm). The record is from RefSeq and is a predicted model, not a curated record. NCBI's taxonomy places the organism in Eukaryota, Metazoa, Arthropoda, Insecta, Diptera, Drosophilidae. The transcript is spliced from 8 exons. Gene Ontology annotation, biological process: peptide metabolic process. Bases 142 to 1236 code for a protein of 364 amino acids. Gene Ontology annotation, cellular component: extracellular region; membrane. Gene Ontology annotation, molecular function: oxidoreductase activity, acting on paired donors, with incorporation or reduction of molecular oxygen, reduced ascorbate as one donor, and incorporation of one atom of oxygen; copper ion binding.
AUUCAAUAGUUUUCCACCUCUAAAACAGGUUCAUUUGAUACAAAGAAAACGUAUCAAUAUUUGACAAAUUAAUAGGAGCUACGCUUGCAUUGAUAACAACAAUUUUGCAUCUGCAUAACGUAUAUCGCCAUUGAUGCCGAAAUGACAAUUUCCACUUGUAUUUUCUACAUACUAUUGUGGAAUUUCUUAGCUGUAUACGGCCUAGUGGAUCAGAGCUCGCACAACUAUAUAUCAAAUGGAAGAAAUUACCAUAUGGUUGAUGAUGCUGCUGAGGACGACACCAUUGGAUCAUUUCCAUUCCUAAUGCCAAAGGUUUCCCCAAAAACUCCGGAUUUGUACUUAUGCACCCCCAUUAAAGUCGAUCCAACAACAUCAUAUUAUAUUGUUGGUUACAAGCCAAACGCAACUAUGAAUACGGCUCAUCAUAUGUUGCUCUAUGGAUGCGGGGAACCGGGAACAUCAAAAACAACUUGGAACUGCGGGGAAAUGGCAAAGUCAACGGAAGAAGAGACGGGAAGUCCCUGUGGUCCGCACUCACAUUCGCAGAUCUUAUACGCGUGGGCAAGAGAUGCACCUAAAUUGGAUUUACCGGACGGAGUUGGAUUUAAAGUUGGAAAGGAUUCUCCGACCAAAUAUUUGGUCUUACAAGUCCAUUAUGCACAUAUCGACAAAUUUAAAGACGGAUCUACGGAUGAUUCUGGCAUCUUUUUGCAUUACACUGAAAAACCACUAAAAAAAUUAGCUGGUACCCUACUAUUGGGUACUGAUGGCGUUAUUCCUGCAAUGAAAACUGAACAUAUGGAGGCAGCCUGUGAGAUAACUGAAAACAAAACAAUUUAUCCGUUUGCCUAUCGCACACAUACGCAUGGAUUGGGGAAAGUAGUGUCCGGAUAUAGGGUACGGACGAAUGAUAAAGGAAUUCAGGAAUGGACGCUGCUUGGCAAGAGAGAUCCACUGACGCCACAAAUGUUUUACAAUGUUGAGAAUAAAUCACCAAUCGUAACCGGUGAUUUUGUUGCGGCGAGGUGUACCAUGAAAAGCACUCGACACCGUGCAACACAAAUUGGUCCAACAAAUGAAGAUGAAAUGUGUAACUUCUACCUCAUGUACUAUGUAGACGAAGGGGAACCCCUUGAAAUGAAAUAUUGCUUUAGCCAAGGUGCUCCCUAUUAUUACUGGGCCAAUCCAGAUACUGGCCUACAUGACAUUCCACAUAUAGAAGCCAGCACGUUGUAAAUCUCAAAGAAAUCAACAAAUAUCGUAUCGAAUUAUUGUAAAAAGUCAAACAAAUGUAUAUUGUUUUUUUUUUCAAACUAAUUUUACCGUAUGUUUAUAUUAUAGUACAUUUAUUGUUGAACGUCAUAUUGUAUGAAUCUAAAUCAAAUUAUAUUUACUUUUAAACAUUA